Molecule: messenger RNA, 2870 nt
Organism: Ixodes scapularis (black-legged tick)
Lineage: Eukaryota; Metazoa; Arthropoda; Arachnida; Ixodida; Ixodidae
Product: peptidyl-alpha-hydroxyglycine alpha-amidating lyase 2
Exons: 9
Coding region: 219-1313 (364 amino acids)
Cellular component (GO): extracellular region
Molecular function (GO): protein binding
Source: RefSeq, a predicted model, not a curated record
CGCGCAAGUUCGGAGAAUGUGGAAAAAAAUACAUGCGCGCUGUGGAGAGACGACAGAAAGGAGGGGAGGGAGAAAAGAGACAUUCGCGCAUGCGUACUGCUCAGUCGCUCAGUUUAGGUUUCUCCCGUGUCUUCGUUUAGGCGAGCGGGCAGGCUUUCCCACAGUGCGCCCAGUGCGCCGCAGCUGUGUGCGACAAACCGUUGGACUCGCCGUCCGGGAUGAAUGCCAACUGGGCGAUGUUGUUGUGGCAGCUGGCUGCCGUCGCCGCUGUGGUGGCCUCCGCGUUUCGGGAUAGCCGACCCGGAGAGGAAAACAGACUCCUGGGGCGCUUGCAGAGUGACAGUCCGCGCGCGGACAUUUUGCUUCGACAUCUUAUUCGAGCAAAACUGAGUCCUGUGGCCCAGGAAGAUGAAGGGUGGCCUCCCCGGGAGGUCACGGGGGCACUGGGGCCGACCUCGGCUGUGGCCGUGGAUAGCCGUGGGCUUGUCCAUAUUCUCCACCGGGGACCCGUCGUCUGGAACGCGAGCUCCUUUGACCAGAACCACGUGUACCGGUACCAACAGAGCCCUAUCAGUGAGCCUGCCAUUGUGGUUCUCGACCCCAAGACCGGCCUCGUCGUCGGGCGCUGGGGCCAGAACAUGUUCUUUAUGCCUCACGGAUUGUACAUUGAUGGAGAGGACCACGUCUGGGUGACGGAUGUUGCACUUCACCAGGUGUUCCGGUUCCCGCCCAACGGCACCAGCGCUGAGCUGGUGCUGGGCGAGGCGUUUGUGCCGGGCUCCGGUAGCGGUCACUUCUGCCAGCCCACCGACGUAGCGCUGCCCCCGUCGGGCCUGGUCUUUAUCAGCGAUGGCUACUGCAACAGCCGCAUCGCCAUCUUCACCCCCGAGGGGAAGCACGUCACCGACGUUGCCACCCGAGACGGCCUUUGGAUCCCGCACAGCCUGACCUAUGUGCAGCGAGACAACACUGUGUGCGUGGCAGACCGGGAGAACCAGCGCGUGCUCUGCUUCUGGGCUGGCCUCGGCCCGGACUUUGGCUUCCUCCGCUCCAGCGUCACAGGCCAGCUGGGACGGGUGUAUGCUGUUGCCUCCGUCGGGAGCUACCUGUACGGCUUGCAGAUUGACGACGGCACAUCCGCUGCCUCCGGUUUCCGGGUGGAGCUCUACCCUGGCUCCCGGGUUCAGACCUUCUCUCCCAGACAGCGCUUCAUCCAGCCGCAUGACCUGGCGGUCUCCGAGGACGGGCGCACCCUGUACGCGGUGGACGUCGAUGCAGCCAACCGGAAGAAGGUGUACAAGUUCAGGAUCUGAGACCCGGAUACUGGAGCAAGUUGUGCUUGGCCGACUGCCGGCACAAACUUGUCCUAGCAUCGUAUCGCAAUGUCCUCGACUCCUUUUCCCUACUCGUGCAGUAUCAACCUUGACAGCUCUUUUUUUGGAAGAUCGGGUUUCCACACUGUGUUGUUUAGAUAAUUUGUGUUAACAAAUGGAGUUUAAUUGGCUUCUGAGUCGUCCAAAAAGUCCCCGAAGAGGCCGGCGUUACGAAACUUUUAUGUCGUAUUCGCGCGACAGAUCUUUCUCUGUAGAGAAAACUGAGUAUAUAUGUAUGUCAUAAAGCUGCGAGGAGAAGGAGGAAGAAACGGUUCAGAAAACACGAGCAAGCAUUCGUAUGACAGAGUUGCGUUUAGUUGAGUCGGAGGUGUUCCUUUUCAAGAACCUUCCUGCAACCCUCACAGGCUCAUCGAUCAAGCGACAGGGCAAAAGAAAAGUACCCUGCAGCUCGAUGCUGGCAAUUGUAAUCCUCCAAAAAGGAGGGGGACCGGUUGCUCCGAUGGGCCUGCAAAUAUUCUAUGGGUCGAUUGUAAAUUCUCUACCGCUUACUGCAGACCUGGUGGAUUACCGAACGUAUGUAAUGCGGCGUAUUCGACCUUAAAACUUAACGGCGUUCAAUCCCCUCCUCGGAGAAAAAACUGUCGUGCGAAUGCGCCAUUACGCUUUUACGGCGGUAUUUUCGUAAAGCCAGGUCUGAACAAAAUCUUUCUAUGUUUUGAUUUCGUUAUUUAUUUACUUUUGUUACUUGUUUACUUUAGAGUUUAUUAAGACAUUUAAAAAGCAGCACCUUUUUUUUUUUUUUCUCUAUUUACAGGUACUUAUUUAUUUCAGGUACCACAAGCGAGUGGGCCGUUACUCAAGGGAAUAUUGUACAAGUAUACACUCGACAUUUAUUAUUGCUGCUGUAAUAUUUCCCAUGUUGAAGACGUUCUAGAAGCAGAAGUGUAAACUUGCCAAAGAAUUCGCUUUUUUUUUUGUAGCUUUUAUACAUUGAAGGGACCCCGAAACGAAAGGCGGUAAUGAAAAAGUGCUUGAUCCGUUCCUGUCGCAUGAUAUCCUUGGCUUUAUAAUUUGAGUGAUCUGUUCAGUGCCACAAGUGGCCACUGGUAAUAGUGGGGUACAUAUGAUCACUUUUGCAAUUUGUAGAAAAUAAUUUCAUGUGGCAUUUAUAUUAUGACGAUUUGGUUUGUUACUUUUAUUUCUAAGUGUUUGGCUAUUUGUGUCACAAGCUGGCGUUAUCCAGAUUCAAAUCGUGAACAAAAUACCCGUUAUUGCAAUCAACAGUAUUGUGUUUUUGCAAAGGUGGAAGAUGUGUUACCUGUUUUCUCAAAGCUUUGCUGAAAAUCGCCGUUUAUAAUUAUGAACAAGGUUGGUUACAAUUUUAAGGCAGCUUCCUCUCGCAUUUUGUUACAUGUUGAUCUGUUGGUAGUAUAUUUAUAUCUUGUUGGCUACUAUGGUGACCUAUUAGCGUCUAAUCUCGAUAACAAGAUUAAUAUGUAUUGACCCUCCUCAAUAAUAGAGCUUUACAACCACCUA